Molecule: messenger RNA, 921 nt
Organism: Hevea brasiliensis (rubber tree)
Lineage: Eukaryota; Viridiplantae; Streptophyta; Magnoliopsida; Malpighiales; Euphorbiaceae
Product: dynein light chain 1, cytoplasmic
Exons: 2
Coding region: 323-616 (97 amino acids)
Biological process (GO): microtubule-based process
Cellular component (GO): dynein complex
Molecular function (GO): dynein intermediate chain binding; dynein light intermediate chain binding
Source: RefSeq, a predicted model, not a curated record
GGAAAAUGACAAAGAGGUUGGACUAUGUGCCAACCCAAUAUUGUUUUCCAGUGAUUCCUCUACAAUUGGAAAAGAGAGAAAAACGGUGAUGGGUACUUGGGUUGUUCCUAUAAGGCCUGGUGUUUCUUGCACAUUGGUUCUAGCACUUCAGAAAACAGAGAGAUUUCAGAAAUUCCUUUCUUCUGGGUUUUGGCUUUGUUUUUGAGGCCAGAGGUAGAGUUGAUUGUGCAUAUCUCAACUGGGUUUUCAUUUUUUUUUUUCACAUAUAUACAUAGAGAGAGAGAGAGAGAGAGAGAGAGAGAGAGAGAGAGCAGAAGUGACGAUGUUGGAAGGAAAAGCUUUGAUAGAGGACACAGACAUGCCUGUGAAGAUGCAAAUCCAAGCCAUGGCUUCUGCUUCUGAGGCCUUGGAUCUCUAUGAUGUCUUAGACUACAAAUCUAUUGCUGCCCACAUGAAAAAGGAGUUUGACAAGAAAUAUGGCGGUGGAUGGCAAUGUGUGGUGGGUUCUUCUUUUGGGUGUUUUUUCACUCAUUCUAAAGGGACUUUCAUCUACUUCACAUUGGAGACUCUCAAUUUCCUUAUCUUCAAAGGGGAUUCUUCUCCUUCUGCUGCCUGAGGAGAAAUUACUUGAUCUGUUGAAUAAUUACUCCUCAAGAGACUGAGGCUAUCUUUGGUUGCCAAGAAAGUCCAGAGAAAGGCAAGCAUAGUGGGAAAAAGUAAUUUGGAGUGGAGAGGGAGAAGUAGAAAAGAACAUGAGAAGAUUAGAAGAACAUACAUGGCCACAUGGAGGAUAUUUUGGAUUUUCCUAAGUGAUAGGAGCCUUGUAAAUAUAGUGCUUUCAAGGGGCAUUUGCAAUGGCAAUUCUGUAAAAAUAAAAAAAAUAAUAAUAAUAAUUAAAAAAACCCACUUUCUCAGUUGUCA